CCCCCCCAGGUGUAAUCACAUCUGUCUUUCCCUUCUUCCUUUGCUGUAGUGACCCAUAUACCCUUUGCAUUCAUACGAAAUGGUGCGUUAUAGUCCGCUGGGGCGCUUGUCGUCCACCAAUCACACCUCACGAACAACCAUGAUUGUUGUCUUUGCUGUUCUCGCUAUAUUGUCCAUUGCAUCGCUCGCUGCUUUACGGUCCUCGGAUUUCGCCAAUCGAUUGCACCUCUUUUCGUCUAGUCCUCCUCCACCAGCGGAGGUAAAAGAUCCUAGGUGUCCAGCCACUGGACCUAACAAUCAUUUUGAGCAACAAUAUGGCCAUGAACUCUUGCAACGAUCCAUCGCACAUGAAGGAACCAACAAGCGUCUGCGUGAGAAGAUAGCCAAGGCUCAACGGGGAGAAAGCUUGCGAAUGGCAGUGGUAGGAGGAUCGGUGUCGGCUGGUCAUACAUUGAACGAUUGGAGGAACAUCUACUUUUACCGAUUCUUAGAUUGGUGGAAUGAACAAUUCCCCGAAGGUCACCACACUAUCUUCCAAGGAGCUGUACCAGCCACCGACUCUGGCUACUACGCUUAUUGUUUUGAUAAGCAUAUACCAAAGGAUGUUGAUAUUGUGUUUGUGGAAUUCUCACUGAAUGAUGCCAGUACCUUACCUUGCGAAUUGAAUAAGCAAGGCAGUAUAGUUCAGGCUAAGAUGAUGGAAUCGCUGGUUCGAAACCUGCUUCGUCUGCCUAGAAAGCCCGCAGUUAUAAUGACUUCAGUUUUCAGUUACAAUGUGAACGAGUACUUAGAUGGCCAGGAAUCACAUUUGCCUAUCUCCAACUACUAUGAUUUGCCACAUAUUUCCAUGAAGAAUGCUCUCUAUGACCAUCUUAACCGCCACCCAGACGACCUCCGAUUCAAGCUGUACAAUGACGGUCACCACUUGUCAGACUGGGGACAUCAAUUAUUGAGCGACCUCAUCUCCCAUUACGUUGAGAGACAGAUGUGUGCCAUGUCGGACCAAGUCCAGCCACCUCUCUUGGACAACUACUCAUACAACGAGAGUAUUCCAAAAUUCGAUAUGUUCACUCACCGGUGGGAGCAAGACAAAUUUAGAGAACUUGAACCCUAUUGUCACACAUUUGCGGAUCAAUCCUACAAGCCCAAGGUUAUGGAGGGUUGGAAUUUCUGGAACUGGCAGAAUGAAAAGUUCUACAUUGUAGCCGAUAAGCCAGGCUCUAAUAUCACGUUUGAAGUUCAAGCAAACCAAGGCGUCGUGUAUCUCUACCUUCUUCGCAGCGCUGAUUAUAAUUUGGGCAAUGCUUGGUGCUGGAUUGGAGACGACAAGGAGAAGGGCCGGGAACUACAAGGUUACUGGGAUAAAUGGUAUAGCAUUGGUGUUAUGACUCCUGUUGCUGAAGGUCUAAGUCAAGGUCAACACCUGUUACACUGCGAGCUUAUGAACAAGACUUCUAACCCCAACGGUGGUACCAACUUCCGCAUUCUUGCUGUUGCCAGCGGAUGAUAAGCUGCUUUCUCAAUGGAAUGCUACAUGUAGGAAAUAUCUCUCCCCUACUACACUAGAUAUGUGGUUCUCUAAAAACCAUGAAAAAUUUUCUUCUUGAUUUGGAUAUACAGUAUGUCUAGUUAAAAUGAAUUUGAACCUAUUCAUCUAUAUCUUUCAUCUAUUGCUAUCAUUACACAGCGAAUGUUAAAAGACAUGUGUACCUUUGACCAUUCACCUGGCUGUUUCAUAAAAGCAAACUGAUUUAAACACUAUACACCACGAAAAUAAAAAAAUGCACCGUUGUCAUAAAAGCACAUAAA
Messenger RNA from Umbelopsis ramanniana AG, 1809 nucleotides. RefSeq lists its product as uncharacterized. Lineage: Eukaryota; Fungi; Mucoromycota; Umbelopsidomycetes; Umbelopsidales; Umbelopsidaceae. Bases 80 to 1507 code for a protein of 475 amino acids. The record is from RefSeq and is a predicted model, not a curated record. The transcript has 3 exons.